AUGGAGGAGUCCCUGGGGGACGCCUCUGCGGCCUCCGUGGCCAUGUCGUCCUUCGAGGAGCGCCAGGACCUGCUGAGCAUCUGGCAGCUCGACCCCUCGCUGGCGCAGCGGCUCGGCGCGGGCGCCGGCCCCGACCGCGGCGCGCACGCGGAGGCCCCGGCGGCGACCGCCGCGGCCGGCCCGCCGCCCGGCGCUCUCGCCGCGGCGCCGCGGGGCGUGCCGCCGGCAGCGUCGAGCUCGCCGUCGCUGGAGAUUUGUCGCCGAUGGUGUCGGCAGUCGGGUCGGAGGCGUCGGAGCAGCUUGCCGACGAGGUUCUCGACACAAUCGCCGAGCACGGUGGUGCGGCGCUAUGGCAGCGAGAUCGCUCUGGCUAGCCUUUGCCGCGGUCUCCGUGACCGAGCCGACAGUGUCGUCGAGCUCAGCUUUGUUGGAGCAAUCGCCGGUGAUGCUGGCAUCCGGGUCAGCGGCGUGGUAGCAGCUUGCGGAGAAGAUUCUCGACGCGAUCGCCGAGUCCGGUGGCGCGGCGCCGUGGCAGCGGGACCCCUCCGAGCAGCCUCGGCAGCGGCGCAGCGUUCGUUGCCGAUGCCACUCUCUCUCCUCCUCCUCCUCCUCCUCCUCCUCCUCCUCCUCUCCUCCUCCUCCUCCUCCUCCUCCUCCUCCUCCUCCUCCUCCUCCUCCUCUCCAUCCGCUGGGGCCGAGCUGGUGUGUGGCCCUGUGUGGCGGUGCCGGUGCCGCGAUGGUUUUUUUUUGGUUCGCGGCAGCAGGCAGCGGGCGGCACCAGAGGUGGCGAGUGGCUGGGCGCGGGCCGCGGCGCAGCGCGAUCGAUAA
This is a messenger RNA of Prorocentrum cordatum, 828 nucleotides long. NCBI's taxonomy places the organism in Eukaryota, Dinophyceae, Prorocentrales, Prorocentraceae. The record is from the annotation of a GenBank genome assembly.